Molecule: messenger RNA, 14411 nt
Organism: Coturnix japonica (Japanese quail)
Lineage: Eukaryota; Metazoa; Chordata; Aves; Galliformes; Phasianidae
Gene: WDFY3
Product: WD repeat and FYVE domain containing 3
Biological process (GO): aggrephagy
Molecular function (GO): protein binding; metal ion binding
Source: RefSeq, a predicted model, not a curated record
CCGCUCGCCUGACCCCCGCGCCGCGCCCGCGGAGCGAAAGAAGCGAAGAGCAAAGAGGGGCCGCCCGCCCGCCGCCUUCUCCCCCGCCCCGGCGGGCCGGGCCGGCAGCAGCGGCCCCGCCAGAGCUCAUCGCCUCCCGUGAAUGGACAGCAUUGCUCUUGAAGAGGAACCUCAGAUAGGAAUGGGCUCUGUUUUCCUGAGGCUGUUGGCCCCGAUCCCAGGAAUGCUAUAGAGGACGCAGGGGAGCUCCGGAAGCCAGUCAGGAUGAAUAUGGUGAAGAGGAUCAUGGGCCGGCCCCGGCAGGAGGAGUGCAGCCCCCAGGACAAUGCGCUGGGGCUGAUGCACCUGCGGCGCCUCUUCACAGAGCUCUGCCACCCGCCCCGGCACAUGACCCAGAAAGAACAGGAGGAAAAACUAUACAUGAUGCUGCCGGUAUUUAACAGGGUGUUUGGAAAUGCUCCUCCAAGUACAAUGACAGAAAAAUUUUCUGAUCUCCUGCAAUUCACUACUCAAGUGUCACGAUUGAUGGUGACUGAGAUUCGGCGGAGAGCAUCGAAUAAAUCCACAGAGGCUGCAAGUCGUGCCAUCGUCCAGUUUCUGGAGAUCAAUCAAAGUGAAGAAGCAAGUAGAGGUUGGAUGCUGCUCACUACAAUUAAUUUACUAGCUUCAUCAGGACAGAAAACCGUGGACUGCAUGACUACAAUGUCAGUGCCUUCCACACUCGUUAAAUGUCUGUAUCUGUUUUUUGACCUUCCACAUGUGCCUGAGGUAGUUGGAGGAGCACAGAAUGAGCUACCUCUCGCAGAGCGCCGAGCGCUGCUACAGAAAGUCUUUGUGCAGAUCUUAGUAAAACUGUGCAGUUUUGUGUCCCCUGCGGAAGAACUGGCUCAAAAGGAUGAUCUGCAGCUUUUAUUCAGUGCAAUAACGUCAUGGUGCCCUCCCUAUAAUCUGCCUUGGAGGAAGAGUGCAGGGGAAGUACUGAUGACCAUAUCGCGUCACGGCCUUAGUGUCAAUGUAGUGAAAUACAUUCAUGAAAAAGAAUGUUUGUCCACGUGUGUUCAGAACAUGCAGCAGUCUGAUGACCUUUCUCCCCUUGAAAUAGUUGAGAUGUUUGCUGGGCUUUCUUGUUUUCUCAAAGAUUCCAGUGAUGUAUCACAAACACUACUGGAUGAUUUUAGGAUAUGGCAAGGAUACAACUUCCUCUGCGAUCUCCUCCUCAGAUUAGAACAGGCAAAGGAGGCUGAAUCAAAGGAUGCUUUGAAGGACCUGGUUAAUUUGAUUACUUCCUUAACAACAUAUGGUGUAAAUGAAUUGAAACCAGCUGGUGUUACCACCGGGGUACCUUUCCUAUUACCUGGAUUUGCAGUGCCGCAGCCUGCAGGCAAAGGUCACAGCGUGAGGAAUAUUCAAGCGUUUUCCGUCCUUCAGAAUGCAUUUUUGAAAGCAAAAACUAGCUAUCUAGCACAAAUUAUCCUUGAUGCCAUCACGAAUAUUUAUAUGGCGGACAAUGCCAAUUACUUCAUUUUGGAAUCACAGCACACAUUGUCUCAGUUUGCAGAGAAAAUUUCUAAACUUCCAGAAGUGCAGACCAAAUACUUUGAGAUGCUGGAAUUUGUUGUCUUCAGCUUGAAUUACAUACCCUGUAAAGAACUGAUCAGUGUGAGCAUCCUUUUAAAAUCCAGCACUUCUUAUCACUGUAGCAUCAUUGCCAUGAAGACGCUCCUGAAAUUCACCCGUCACGACUACAUCUUUAAGGAUGUCUUCAGGGAGGUGGGGCUUUUGGAGGUGAUGGUAAAUCUUCUUCAUAAAUAUGCAGCCCUUCUGAAAGAUCCCACUCAGGCUUUGAAUGAACAAGGGGAUUCAAGAAACAGUUCAUUUGAGGACCAAAAGCAGUUGGCUUUGUUGGUUAUGGAGACCCUGACGGUUCUACUACAAGGCUCAAACACAAAUGCAGGUAUUUUCAGGGAGUUUGGUGGCGCAAGAUGUGUGCACAACAUUGUGAAGUAUCCACAGUGCCGACAGCACGCGCUGAUGAUCAUCCAGCAGUUGGUGUUGUCGCCUAGCGGGGAAGAUGACAUGGGCACUUUGCUGGGACUAAUGCACUCCGCUCCACCUACAGAACUACAGCUGAAAACGGACAUCUUAAGGGCCCUCCUGUCAGUGCUAAGAGAAAGCCAUCGCACCAGAACUGUUUUUAGAAAAGUUGGUGGAUUUGUGUAUGUCACAUCUUUGCUCGUUGCUAUGGAAAGAUCUUUGUGCUCACCGCCGAAGAAUGGCUGGGAGAAAGUAAACCAGAAUCAAGUGUUUGAACUGCUUCACACGGUGUUCUGCACACUGACUGCAGCAAUGCGCUAUGAGCCAGCCAACUCUCAUUUCUUCAAAACAGAGAUCCAGUAUGAAAAACUGGCAGAUGCUGUUCGAUUGCUUGGCUGCUUCUCAGACUCAAGAAAAAUAAGUCCAUUGAAUGUCUUUCCUUCAAAUACACAAUUGUUUCAAAGACUGUUGGAGGAUGACCUAAUCGCUCUGGAUUCUGUGUCACCUACGCUAAGACAUUGCAGCAAACUUUUUAUUUACCUCUACAAGGUAGCGACAGAUUCUUUUGACAGUCGUGCAGAACAGAUCCCUCCUUGCCUGACAAAUGAGACCUCUCUCCCCUCUCCCUGGGGUACGCCAGCUUUGUCGAGGAAAAGGCAUGCAUAUCAUUCUGUUUCAACACCUCCUGUUUGCCCUCAGAAAAACAUACCUGAUGUGAAACUGCAAAUGGGAUCUACAUCCAUGCAAAGUUCUGACGCGGUUGUUAUUCACCCUGGUGCUAUGCUUGCGAUGCUGGAUCUUCUGGCCUCUGUUGGAUCAUCUACACACCCAGAGCAUGCGCUGGACCUUCAGCUGGCAGUGGCCAACAUCCUGCAGUCCCUUGUGCAUACGGAGAGGAACCAGCAAGUCAUGUGUGAAGCUGGGCUCCAUGCACGCCUUCUCCAGAGAUGCAGCUCUGCUCUGGCUGAUGAGGACCAUUCGCUGCAUCCCCCACUCCAGAGGAUGUUUGAAAGGCUGGCCUCCCAGGCACUACAGCCCAUGGUGCUCAGGGAAUUUUUACGCUUAGGAAAUCCUCUGAAUUGUGGAGCAUGGGACAAAAAGCUGUUGAAGCAGUACCGUGUGCACAAACCCAGCUCACUUAGUUUUGAACCAGAAAUGAGAAAUAGCAUGGUUACCUCAAUGGAAGGUCUGGGUUCAGACAGCGUCUUCAGUUUGCAUGAAGAUAGCCACUACCGGAUCAGUAGGAGCCUGCUCAAACCAGCUGAAGGAAGCACAGUCCCCCUGACGCGAGUGAAGUGCUUGGUGUCCAUGACAACACCCCAUGAUAUCAGGCUUCAUGGCUCAUCAGUCACUCCUGCCUUCAUUGAAUUUGACACAUCUCUUGAAGGGUUCGGCUGUCUGUUCUUGCCAAGUUUGGCUCCCCACAAUGCACCCACCAAUAAUGCUGUCACAACAGGACUUAUUGAUGGCGCGGUUGUCAGUGGAAUUGGAACUGGUGAACGAUUUUUCCCACCACCAUCCGGUUUAAGCUACUCAACUUGGUUUUGCAUUGAACAUUUUAGUACUCCUCCUAAUAAUCAUCCUGUCAGACUUCUUACUGUAGUGCGGCGUGCAAACUCCUCAGAGCAGCACUAUGUGUGCCUUGCCAUUGUCCUCUCAGCAAAAGACCGGUCACUAAUUGUUUCAACUAAAGAAGAAUUACUUCAAAAUUAUGUUGAUGAUUUCAGUGAAGAGUCAUCAUUUUAUGAAAUUCUUCCUUGUUGUGCUCGUUUUCGCUGUGGCGAGCUCAUUGCAGAAGGCCAGUGGCAUCACCUGGUUCUGGUCAUGAGUAAAGGCAUGCUGAAGAAUAGUACAGCAGCACUGUACCUUGAUGGACAGCUUGUUAACACUGUUAAGCUUCACUAUAUUCAUAGCAGUCCCAGUGGCUCUGGUUCUGCCAAUCCUCCUGUAGUCAGCACUGUCUAUGCCUAUAUUGGCACACCACCUGCGCAGCGCCAGCUCUCAUCCUUGGUGUGGCGCUUGGGCCCUACGCAUUUCCUGGAGGAAGUUCUGCCUGCCCCAGGGGUUAGCACCAUUUAUGAGCUGGGACCAAAUUACGUUGGAAGCUUUCAAGCAGUAUAUGUACCAUGCAAAGAUUCCAAGUGCGAAGGGAACAACCCAUGUCCAGUAUCAUUAGUACCAGAAGAGAAGGUCUCCUUCGGUCUCUAUGCACUCUCAGUUUCUUCUUUUACAGUGGCUAAAAUAAGGAAGGUUUACAACAAAUUGGAUAGUAAAGCAAUUGCCAAGCAGCUUGCAAUUUCUUCUCAUGAAAAUGCCACACCUGUGAAGCUGCUACAUAACUCAGCAGGGCACUUGAAUGGGCCCGCACGCUCCAUUGGUGCAGCUUUGAUAGGAUACUUGGGAGUAAGAACAUUUGUCCCCAAGCCUGUUGCCACUACUCUGCAGUACAUUGGUGGAGCUGCUGCUAUUCUGGGACUUGUGGCCAUGGCAUCAGAUGUAGAGGGACUAUAUGCAGCUGUGAAGGCUUUAGUCUGUGUGGUAAAGAGCAAUCCACUAGCCAGCAAGGAAAUGGAAAGAAUCAGAGGUUAUCAGUUGCUGGCGAUGCUGUUAAAGAAGAAACGAUCUCUUCUGAACAGUCACAUACUCCAUCUGACUUUUUCCUUGGUGGGAACUGUUGACAGCGGGCAUGAGACCUCCAUUAUUCCAAAUUCCACUGCCUUCCAGGAUCUGCUCUGUGAUUUUGAGGUCUGGCUUCAUGCACCCUAUGAACUUCAUCUGUCAUUAUUUGAGCACUUCAUUGAACUUCUCACAGAGUCCAGUGAAGCUGCAAAGAAUGCGAAGUUAAUGAGGGAGUUCCAACUUAUCCCAAGGCUGCUCUUGACUCUUCGAGAUAUGUCUCUCUCCCAGCCUACUAUUGCUGCAAUUAGCAAUGUGCUGAGCUUCUUGCUUCAAGGCUUCCCCAGCAGUUAUGACUUACUCAGGUUUGGACAGUUCAUCUCUUCCACUUUACCUACAUUUGCGGUCUGUGAGAAGUUUGUAGUCAUGGAAAUAAAUAAUGAAGAAAAGCUUGAGAGUGGAACUGAGGAUGAUUUUGGAGGACUUGUUUCAGCUAAUCUUAUCCUACUGCGGAACAGGCUUUUAGAUAUCCUUCUGAAACUUCUAUAUACUUCCAAAGAAAAGACAGCUGUUAAUUUGCAGGCUUGUGAAGAACUGGUCAAGACUCUGGGGUUUGAUUGGAUUAUGAUGUUCAUGGAAGAACAUCUGCAUUCUACCACGGUCACAGCUGCCAUGCGAAUUCUUGUGGUCCUGCUGAGUAAUCAGUCCAUCCUUAUUAAAUUCAAGGAAGGUCUCAGUGGUGGAGGCUGGCUUGAUCAAACGGAUUCCGUCUUGACCAAUAAGAUUGGUACUGUGCUAGGGUUCAAUGUUGGCAGGAGUGCUGGUGGAAGAUCGACAGUCCGGGAGAUUAACCGUGAUGCAUGUCACUUCCCAGGCUUCCCUGUCCUUCAGUCCCUUCUCCCCAAGCACACAAAUGUACCCGCGCUCUAUUUCCUCCUCAUGGCCCUUUUCCUGCAGCAGCCUGUCACUGAGCUGCCUGAAAACCUUCAGUUUGAUUUAGAUUCUAUUUGGACGUUCAUAUUUGGAGUUCCUGCCUCUUGUGGCACUGUUACCUCUUCAGUACAUAGUGUUUGCACAGAAGCUGCCUUCUUGCUGUUGGGAAUGCUGAGGAGCAUGCUGAAUUCACCCUGGCAGUCUGAGGAGGAAGGCUCUUGGCUUCGAGAAUAUCCCGUCACCUUGAUGCAAUUCUUUCGCUAUUUGUAUCACAAUGUGCCAGACCUUGUUUCCUUGUGGAUGAGCCCAGAGUUCCUGUGUGCGCUGGCAGCAACCGUAUUUCCUUUCAACAUACGACCUUACUCUGAGAUGGUAGGAAAUUCAGUCACUGAUCUUGAUGAUGAGGUCGGAUCCCCAGCUGAAGAGUUCAAAGCCUUUGCUGCAGAUUCUGGCAUGAACAGGAGCCAGUCAGAAUACUGCAAUGUCGGCACCAAGACAUACCUAACGAAUCAUCCUGCCAAGAAGUUUGUGUUUGACUUCAUGCGUGUGCUCAUAAUUGAUAACUUGUGUCUCACACCAGCCAGCAAACAGACUCCGCUGGUGGAUCUUCUGCUAGAGGCUUCCCCUGAAAGAUCGACACGAACGCAGCAGAAAGAGUUUCAGACCUAUGUUUUGGAUAGCGUGAUGGACCACUUACUCGCAGCUGAUGUUUUAUUGGGCGAAGAUGCAUCUCUGCCCAUAACAAGUGGAGGAAGCUACCAAGUUCUGGUGAACAACGUGUUCUAUUUUACACAGCGUGUGGUAGAUAAGCUUUGGCAGGGCAUGUUCAACAAAGAAUCCAAACUUCUUGUGGAAUUCAUAAUCCAGCUAAUUGCACAGUCAAAAAGAAGAUCUCAGGGACUAUCGCUGGAUGCUAUUUAUCACUGCCUGAACAGAACUAUCUUAUAUCAGUUCUCAAGAGCACACAAAACUGUUCCUCAGCAAGUGGCUCUUCUUGAUUCCUUGAGGGUCCUCACUGUGAACAGAAACUUAAUUUUGGGACCUGGAAAUCAUGAUCAAGAGUUCAUCAGCUGUCUUGCUCACUGCUUGAUUAAUCUGCAUGUGGGGAGCAAUGUUGAUGGGUUUGGAUUGGAAGCAGAAGCCAGGAUGACAACUUGGCACAUUAUGAUCCCUUCUGAUAUAGAACCAGAUGGAGUCUACAAUCAAGAUGUCAGUGAAGGUCGCCAGCUUCUUUUAAAAGCCAUAAACAGAGUGUGGACAGAGCUGAUUCACAGUAAAAAACAGGUUUUAGAAGAAGUUUUUAAAGUGACGCUCCCUGUCAAUGACCGUGGCCAAGUGGAUAUAACUGUUGCAAGACCUUUAAUUGAAGAAGCAAGUUUAAAGUGUUGGCAAAAUCAUUUGGCCCAUGAGAAGAAGUGCAUCAGUAGAGGAGAGGCCUUGGUUCCAAGCACACAGUCCAAGCUCUCACGAGUGAGCAGUGGGUUUGGCCUCUCUAAACUAACAGGUUCCAGGAGAAACCGGAAGGAGAGUGGACUCAACAAACACAAUCUCUCGACGCAGGAAAUUUCCCAGUGGAUGUUUACUCACAUCGCAGUGGUUCGAGAUCUUGUUGAUAUGCAGUAUAAAGAAUAUCAGGAGCGCCAGCAGAAUGCAUUAAAAUAUGUGACAGAAGAGUGGUCUCAAAUUGAAUAUGAGUUACUACGAGAGCGAGGUUUGUGGGGUCCUCCCAUUGGUUCCCAUCUUGACAAGUGGAUGUUGGAGAUGACUGAGGGGCCCUGCCGAAUGAGGAAGAAGAUGGUGCGCAAUGACAUGUUUUACACUCAGUAUCCCUACAUGCCUGAAGCUGAGCAGGAAACAAACUUGCUGUCUGACCUCUCAAGUAAACUUCCUGAGACAGCUGAUGAUACCAUUCCUCAAAAGAAACCUGCUCGCUACCGAAGGGCUAUAAGUUAUGACAGUAAGGAGUACUACAUGCGCCUGGCAUCUGGAAACCCAACCAUCUUCCAGGACACCAUAGAGGAAAACACAGUGGGUGAAACCACUCAGCAGGAGCCAGAACAUGGGGAGGACACAAUUGCGAGAGUCAAAGGCCUAGUGAAGCCUCCCCUGAAACGGUCUCGCUCUGCUCCUGAUGGAGGAGAUGAUGAGAACCAGGAACAGUCACAAGAUCAAAUUGUUGAGGGCAGUUCGAUUGAUGAAGAGGAGAAAACUGACAAUACAACUUUGCUUCGACUUCUUGAAGAAGGAGAGAAGAUUCAGCAUAUGUACCGCUGUGCUCGGGUUCAGGGCCUUGACACUAGUGAAGGGCUGCUCCUCUUUGGCAAAGAGCAUUUCUAUGUAAUUGAUGGAUUUACCAUGACAGCCACCAGAGAAAUACGGGACAUUGAGACGUUGCCUCCAAAGAUGCAUGAGCCAAUCAUACCAAGGGGGGCAAGGCAGGGGCCAAGUCAACUCAAAAGAACGUGCAGCAUUUUUGCAUAUGAAGAUAUUAAGGAAGUACAUAAAAGGAGAUACCUUUUGCAGCCAAUUGCAAUUGAAGUUUUCUCAGGAGAUGGACGAAACUAUCUUCUAGCUUUCCAAAAAGGAGUCCGAAAUAAAGUUUAUCAGAGGUUUUUGGCUGUGGUGCCAUCUCUAACUGACAGUUCGGAGUCAGUGUCUGGACAGAGGCCAAACACCAGUGUAGAACAAGGGUCUGGCUUGCUUAGCACUUUAGUGGGAGAAAAAUCUGUUACUCAAAGAUGGGAAAGAGGAGAAAUCAGUAACUUCCAGUACCUGAUGCACUUAAACACCCUGGCGGGCCGAUCCUACAAUGAUCUCAUGCAGUACCCUGUCUUUCCCUGGGUCCUUGCAGACUACGAUUCAGAGGAGUUGGAUCUUACAAAUCCCAAGACAUUCAGAAACCUGGCAAAGCCCAUGGGAGCUCAAACAGAGGACAGGUUGGCCCAGUACAAGAAACGAUACAAAGACUGGGAAGAUCCCAAUGGUGAAACUCCAGCGUAUCAUUACGGGACCCACUAUUCAUCUGCCAUGAUAGUGGCUUCCUAUCUUGUCCGGAUGGAGCCUUUUACACAGAUUUUCUUACGACUACAGGGCGGUCACUUUGACCUGGCAGACCGAAUGUUUCACAGCGUGCGAGAGGCCUGGUACUCAGCAUCAAAGCACAACAUGGCAGAUGUGAAGGAGCUCAUCCCAGAAUUUUUCUACCUCCCUGAGUUUUUGCUCAAUUCCAACAAUUUUGAUCUCGGUUGCAAACAAAAUGGCACUAAACUUGGAGAUGUAAUACUCCCUCCGUGGGCAAAAGGAGACCCUCGUGAGUUUAUCAGAGUUCACCGGGAGGCUCUGGAAUGUGACUUUGUGAGUGCACAUCUGCAUGAGUGGAUUGACUUGAUCUUUGGCUAUAAACAACAAGGUCCUGCUGCAGUAGAAGCUGUAAAUGUCUUUCACCAUCUCUUCUAUGAGGGGCAAGUGGAUAUAUAUAACAUCAACGAUCCAUUGAAAGAGACAGCUACUAUAGGAUUCAUUAAUAACUUUGGACAGAUACCAAAGCAGCUCUUCAAAAAGCCACACCCUCCGAAGCGCGUUCGAAGUCGAUUGAAUGGGGAGGCUGCAGGAACCUCAGUGCCCCCUGGUUCCAAUAGUGACAAGAUUUUUUUCCAUCAUUUGGACAACCUGCGGCCAUCUCUUGCACCAGUGAAAGAACUCAAGGAGCCUGUGGGGCAGAUUGUGUGUACCGAUAAAGGCAUUCUGGCAGUUGAGCAGAAUAAGGUUCUCAUCCCACCUACAUGGAAUAAAACUUUUGCCUGGGGCUAUGCAGACCUCAGCUGUAGACUGGGUACCUACGAGUCAGACAAGGCAGUAAUUGUUUAUGAAUGUUUGUCAGAGUGGGGUCAGAUACUGUGUGCCAUUUGUCCCAACCCCAAGCUGGUUAUCACUGGGGGAACAAGCACAGCGGUGUGUGUGUGGGAAAUGGGCAUCUCCAAAGAAAAAGCUAAAGCCCUCACAUUGAAACAGGCAUUACUGGGUCAUACUGACACCGUCACAUGCUUAACAGCAUCACUAGCUUAUCACAUAAUUGUGAGUGGCUCACGGGAUCGCACCUGCAUCAUCUGGGAUUUGAAUAAGCUCUCAUUUCUUACACAGCUUCGAGGUCACAGGGCUCCAGUUUCUGCACUCUGUAUAAAUGAAUUAACGGGGGAUAUUGUAUCGUGUGCUGGCACUUACAUUCAUGUAUGGAGUAUCAAUGGCAGCCCCACUGCAAGCGUGAACACUUUCACUGGUCGAAGCCAGCAAAUCAUGUGUUGUUUUGUGUCUGAGAUGAAUGAGUGGGAUACCCAGAAUGUCAUUGUGACAGGACAUUCAGAUGGAGUUGUACGGUUCUGGCGGAUGGAGUUUUUGCAAGUACCAGAAACACCGGCUCCAGAGCCUGCAGAGGUGCUGGAAAUGCAAGAGGAUUGCCAGGAAGCACAAAUAGGACGGGAAGCCCAUGAAGAAGACAGCAGUGACUCUGAUGCAGAUGAUCCAUGCAUUGGCCAAGAUACAAAACUGCAGGAGAGCCAAAGUCAACCAGGCAGCACCAGCCACAGACCGAGGUCAGCCUCAAACAGAGUGGCAGCGGCAUGGUCAGCAGACAGUGGCUCAGAUGACUCCAGGCGUUGGUCAGACCAGCUCAGCUUGGAUGAGAAAGAUGGCUUUAUCUUUGUGAAUUAUUCUGAAGGACAAGCAAAAAUACACCCCCAUGCUCAGGUUAACCACCUGCACCCCAGCUAUGCUGAAGCACGGCACUACAGCAAGCUUAAACCAGGAUACCGAUGGGAGCGUCAGUUGGUGUUUAGGAGCAAACUAACUAUGCACACAGCAUUUGAUCGCAAAGAUAACGCACAUCCAGCAGAAAUCACCGCACUCGGCAUCUCCAAGGAUCACAGCAGAAUUCUCAUUGGGGAUGGCCGUGGCCGAGUGUUCAGCUGGUCUGUGAGUGAUCAGCCGGGCCGGUCAGCAGCCGACCACUGGGUGAAGGACGAGGGAGGAGACAGCUGCUCAGGUUGUGCAGUCCGAUUCUCGCUCACAGAGAGGCGUCACCACUGCAGGAACUGUGGGCAGCUCUUCUGUCAGAAGUGCAGUCGGUUUCAGUCUGAAAUCAAACGUCUGAAGAUUUCGUCACCGGUCAGAGUCUGCCAGAACUGUUUCUACAACUUGCAGCAUGAGCGGGGCUUAGAGGAAGGGCCCAGGAAUUGACAAGAUGGUGGUAAAUGGAGACCCUGUACAGUCCUGCUGUCACCCUGAGAACUAAUGUGAGCAUUGUGCUGCGAUCAGAAGGGAGUAGAAUACUGUCUGUUUACACUUAAGUUUAUACUGCAUUUUAAGCACUGAAAGAAUAAGGGAUCAUUGAAUUGAUUUGUGUUGAUGGAAGGUGUGUGAUGAGAUGAGCGGCACAUUGAAGUGAAGAGCAAGGCCCAGGAAGACAUGGUUAAUAACUACAGAUACAGUAGAACUGUCAACCCCUAUCUCGCUGUUGACAUGGCUAUGAAGAAAACCCUCACUUAUCCUAAACACCAGUUCUUGUCUUGUUUUUGUAGAGCUAGUCAUCUGUACUGGGGUGGGGGGGUGGGAGGGAAGGGAAGGCUUUUUAGAAGAUAGUUGUAAAUCUGCCUUCUUCGCAAGCAACUGUGUAUAUUGUAAAUAGGUAUAAUGGCCUUUUUAUCUAAAUAUGAACCUAACUGCCUGUUACAUGGGACUUCAGAUUAACGACUAUACUUUGUGUGGCAUCUUUCUCAUCUAUCAACUUAAAUAUGAAUGUUUAAAUAACAACAACAACAAAAACCAACAGAAAACUCAAAGGCAUUAUGUGUAUUUCUGUUAAAAAUCCAGUCUGUGCACGUUCAUUCUUUCAGUUGCCCACAGUAUCUUAAUUUAAAUAAGGCUAUUCAUGGAAUUACAUGGAUUUUUUUCAAAAGAAAACUUUUUUUGAGAAUAGGACUUGGAGUAUUUUAUUCUAGCUGUAAGAUAACCAGGAACUAAAUUGUAAACUUUGGUUGCAUUUUAUACCAAAACUAUUUACCGCCUCAGUGUUGUUCAUAUUUAACAAGGCCUGUUUUAUACAUAUGUCAGAGCUGCAGUUUUGUUAAUUACUUAGUGUUCAUUAGCAGCUGAUUCAUGCAGUGCAAGAACCAGCUUUUACCUUCUUUAAGUCAAUAGCAAUUGGCUUGCAUACAGGUACAGAAUGAAUUUCCUGUGCAUAGAAUUUUACCACUGUUGUCCUGUAGCUUGUUUGCAAAAAAGAAAAAAAGAAAAAAGAAAAAAAAAAAGAAAAAAAAAAAAAAAAAGGAAACAAACCCCAAACAUUUGGAACAAUGUAGUUGCUCUGGAACGGGUUAGUGCUUGUUCUGCCAGAGAUGCUUGUAAGAGCUGUCUCCUUGUGUCAGCAAACAGCAUGACCCUGGGGACAGUGCUAGGUUUUCAUUACAGUUUUUAUGUUUUAAAAUGAAUUGCAGUAUUUUUUUACUACUCUGUCACUUCUUUUGCACUACAUGUGGGAUGAAGUAGAGACAUGGACAUCCAUCCGCUGGGAUUGGAACACACACACCACACAGGCCCGUGGACUACUUUCCGAAGGAGGUUUUGACAGUGGGUUUGUUUGUUUGUUUUAAAUAUGUGUGUAUAUAUUUUGUAAAUGUGUGACAAACUGGUCUAGAUCUAGGUAUGUUCACAUUGGGUUCUUCAAAACAACAGAAGAUAGGCAGCCCCACCUUUGCUCUGCAGAACAUCAGUGUGUGUGUUUGGCUGCAGAUGGGGAGGUUGCCUUGCACUAGCUUUGGCUUUGGGCAGACUCUGUCCCCAGGAAGAAGAUGGUUGAAGCUGUUGUUGGAAUUGCAGUGUGGGAAAUGCUGGCCCCUCUGUGGCAGUGGGUCCCUGUACCUUGGAGGCACACUCGUCUUCUCUUGGUUGGACCUUCUAGAUCCAUUUGUUAAUCCUAACCACUUACUCUCUACCCUGGUAUCACAUGUUUAUGCACUGAAGGUUAAAUAUGUAUUUUGACACGUUUGUUUAUUAAGUAUGUGCUGGUCUGUAAAAUGAGAAAUUCCUGUUCUGGUAUGUAUACUAGAUCCCCAAAUGAGCAGAAAGGCUUUUCUAGAGCCCUUGCACACUGUUGAGUAAAUGCAGGUUUGUUUAGGUUAGCUGACCCAAAUAGAUCCCUUUGGAUCCAAACUGUGAUAAGUAGCUGCGUUGCAUGGCUCCCUUGGCAGAUUUAUUAUUGAAAAUAGAAGGGGGGGGGAAGCCCUCAGUAAAUGUGCAUGGAGUGCUGGAAUAUCUAUAUUCAGAUGUUCUCUAAGGUUGCCUUGACCCUUCCCAAAAUGAUGCGAAGCCAGCAUAGUUCAGGUGAUAUGCUGGUGGCCUACAUGUUUCCCGUUUGAAGAGAAGGCUCUUUUAACAACCAUUAAAUGCUUUUAAGUCCUCAGAGAUUCUCCCCUCUUGCCUCCAGCUUUCAAAACGAAACCGGAUUUAGGGAAUAGUUCUGUUCCAUGAAUGGAUUCCAAUUAAACCCUAAUCAAAACAGGGCUUCUGUCAGUAACUUUGGUAUAACCUGAACAUUAAAAGUGAGAUCUGGCAUGUAUUACUAACGUGGGCUCAUGAAGACUGUGCGCCGUCAGUGAUGAUGUAGUUGGCCAUUGUUUGGCUAUGCAGGCACAUGGCACCAGUGUCCAUCUGUGCUUUUUACCUUUGGCAGCCUACUAAAAUCAGGAUCGCUAUUCCUUACCAAGUCUAGUGUAGAGGCCCACAUUUGCAUUUUGCAAACCAAUAACCACAGCCUUCUGACUUAAUCCCUCAGUUGCACUAUUCCAAAACCACAUUUGUGCUGGUAGGAGGUGGAGGGGAAAGAACCCCGCCUGCUCGUAUUUCCUCUGGCAGCUGGUGCUGUGGGCAACUGCUUCGUUCACUUGGGAGUGGUUUUUUCAUUCAAGCUUCUAAUGCAAAGACUUGCUUUGUUUUCCAUGUAAAAAUGGGUUGCGCAAAAAUAUGCUCAUGUACACUAACAUCGGUAGACUGUAUUCUCUGCAAGUACCUCACAUGUCUUCUCCUGCCUUGUUCUUUGUAGUAUACUUACUCAUGUACUCUUAACAUUCGUAUGUAGUGUGCAACUGUAAUGUCAUGCUUAUGAGAGGGGGCUGGCUGCCUCCAGCCCACAGUCAUCAGUUCAAUAGCAGAACACUUUAGAUAAGUUAUUUUGCACUUUCUUAUGUAUAAAAUUGGUAGAUACUUAUAUUUGCUUUGUAUCAUUUAAAGAUUCCUUUUGUUUCGGUAAAUGAACUGUGUAUAAAAUAUUUAUGCAGUCGAAACUGUUUUUAGACAGUAUUUUUAAUUUCAGCAAGUUUGGUUACUUGUUGCAUGACUAUUAACACAGCUGACUUUUUGUGUCAGUGCAAUGUAUAUUUUUUUUGUCCUGUUAUUAACUUGUAAGCCCUAGUUAAAUGGCCAUUUAUUUGUACAGCAUCGGGAGUAAAUUGAAGAUAACUGGCUAAGACUGGAGUGUGGAAUUUUGUACUAUAUUGCAGAAUCCAAUAUCUGUUUUUUGGUGGUUACGUAAAAGGCCUGACGAUUUACUAUCUAGUGUGCAAUCUGUGAUAUCUGAAUGUUCAUUGUAUAUUUGUCUCCAAUGCAAAAAGUUAGAGUAACACAGUUACAAUACAUGAUUAAAUGCAAUAGUUCAGGUACUUAAGUAUUUUUUUCAUUUCAAAUAAAUACCUGCUAUUUACCACCAAAAAGCUGUUUUGCAUUUGUUGGAGAUAAGCAACAUUUGCAGCGGAAUAAACGUUUUUAAAAUGGGAGUGGUA